AUGAAAACACUUCCCCAAGUAGCCUUGGCCCCAAGGAACGCCCCGUUUCAGGCUCAGACACCCACCGGAUUGCAGAACGACAGCCAGUCUUGGGAGCCACAGGAGGCACAUGCGCCCCUCGCGAUGACCACCCCGACCCAGCCGGCCUACUCGCCUCCUUGCUCCUGGCUGCUGAUGCUGUCCCUUGUCCUCUUGGGAGCCUCUGGGCAGAGCGAUGGGAGUGAGCGGCAGGUGUUGCAGACCGAGGGCCCCCUGCUGGUGGCGGAAGGAAACACGCUGCUGCUGCGGUGCACCGUGGAAGGUUCCUGCACUGACGACGGGAUUAAAUGGGUCAAGGUGAGCGAUCGGGACCAGCAGGAGAUUUAUAACUUCAAACACGGCUUCUUCCCGGGGGUGACGCCGGUGACCCAGCGGACCCUGGAGCCCCUUCAUUGUGACUUUUCCAUCUAUAUCCACAAUGUCACCAGCAAGCAUGCUGGAACCUACCACUGUGUGGGGCUUGAUGACUUGAGUGAGAACCCAGAAAAGAAGCUGCAGGAGGGCACCUCAGUGUUUGUGAAGGGAGCUGGAGCCCCAGAGCCAAACCUCUGGAUCCUGCAGCCCCAGGAGGUGGUGUUGGCAACCACCGGAGACACUGUGUUCCUGAACUGCACAGUGCUUGGACAUGGUCCCCCGGGACCCAUCAGGUGGUUUCGGGGGGCUGGUCUGAGCCGCGAGGCCAUUUACAACUUUGAAGGCCUCUCCCACCCCAACGUGACAGCCGUCCGGGCCUCCAACAGCGAUUUCAGCAUCCUCCUGCAAGGCGUGUCCCCUGAGUACACAGGCACCUACUACUGUGUAAAGUUUUACAGGAAACCCAACAGACAAUACCUGUCCGGACAGGGCACCAGGCUUCGAGUAAAAGCAAAGCCCAUCACCUCUCCCCAAGAGAAAGAACUCACCAAUGAACAUAUAGGCAGGACAUAUCCCUCAGGCCUCCUGUCUGUGCUCACACUUGUGGUCCUGGGGCUGAAGGCCAUGACCUUGGUUGCACUCCUGCUGGCCUGGGCUGCUUGCCGGAGAAGGCAAGAAGACACCAAGACCCCAGACUCAGCAGAACUGUAA
Molecule: messenger RNA, 1104 nt
Organism: Puma concolor (puma)
Lineage: Eukaryota; Metazoa; Chordata; Mammalia; Carnivora; Felidae
Gene: SIRPB2
Product: signal regulatory protein beta 2
Source: RefSeq, a predicted model, not a curated record